UUUUUUUUUAGGAAGGUUCGAAGUGAAAUGGACGAUGAUCGAAGCGCGUUCAGUGAUUCGAGGAAAAUUCAUGGAUUGACAAAUAAUUAUACCGAUGUACAUCGCGGCUUUCGACCCGGCGAGAACGUGAACUUACGGCUGAAUCUCACUCCGCCUUUGGAUGAGGAAUAUGGGGAAGACGUAUCAGCAGAUUGUUCGACUUCAGACGUGAAGCCAGCUUAUGGGGAACUGUCGCCAGUUUGUGCAAGUCCUUCAGCAAGAACGCCUAUUUUUGCGGGGAGUCCCGUUUCACCCUUCAAUGGAGACCUGUCACCAGUCGUCACUCGUCCGGGAGACUCCAAAAUCGAUGCCAUAAAAAAAUGGAGCAUAUCUACCUUCAAGUGCACGAAGCAGAUCUUGUCGGAGAAACUUGGCAAAACUUCCCGAACCGUCGAUUCAGAAUUAGAACCGCAAAUAGAUCAACUGAGGGACACACAUAGACGUUACCUGAAUAUUUUACGACUCGCAAAAGCCAUGGCUUCACAUUUCUCGGGCGUAGUUCAGACUCAGCACGUGUUGGGAGAAGCUUUCGCGGAUUUGGCCCAGAAAAGUCCGGAACUUCAAGAAGAAUUUUUGUACAAUGCCGAUACGCAGAGGAAUUUGACAAAAAACGGAGAGACUCUGUUGGGAGCGCUUAAUUUUUUCAUAUCGUCACUGAACACGUUGUGCAACAAAACUAUAGAAGAUACGCUGAUGACUAUCCGGGAUUACGAAACCGCAAGGGUAGAGUUCGAUGCCUAUAGGACGGACAUGGAAAGAGUCGCUCAAGAGCCUAAAUCAGAUGCCAGUGCUGCGAAAAUGAGGGAGUCGCAGCAAAUGUACGAUAGCCACCGCAAUCGUUACGAGAAAUUAAGGGGAAACGUAUCCGUGAAGUUGAAGUUUCUUCAUGAGAACCGAGUGAAGGUGAUGCAUAAACAAUUACUGCUGUUUCACAACGCCAUCUCUGCGUAUUUCUCGGGAAACCAGGCGAACCUGGAAGCGACGUUGAAGCAAUUCAACAUCAAACUACAAUCCCCGAACGCCGGGAUGCCAUCGUGGUUGGAAAAGUGAAACCGACCAUAUGAGUGGUUUGGUUAGUUGAGAUGCCCAAUUUUUUUUUUUGCUUUCUCUUGCUUCUGUGAAAAACAAAAGAAAAUUUGAAAACAUUCCUUAGCCUUCUCCGAAACCCUUCGGAACAGCUGAAGGAAGCGAGCAUGUGAUGGUCCACUUUGGGGAAGGGAAAUGUGUUCUUACACCCGAUCUUUUAAUUGUUCCCUUUGGAGCCACUUUUCGUGAGAAAAGUCGGUUGAGAAAAUUUUCAGAUUGUGCGAACGUUUUUGGAUGCGUUAGAUUUUUGCAAACUUUGCUUGCCAGAAAGAAGGAAGACGAGGCUCACUUUCGUGAUCUGGGUUGUAUUCGGAGUUGUUAAAGCCGUACCUUGUUGUUGCUUUAUGUUGUGGUGCCUGAGUGAAGUCACAGUUUCUGUCAUUAUUUAUUGGUAUUGAAGAGUGAGCACAGUGGGGAUUUAUUUAAGCUAGUCAUAGAAAUAUUUGGGAAAUCCAAUAAAGUAUGUCAAACCAA
This is a messenger RNA of Notodromas monacha, 1599 nucleotides long. The record is from the annotation of a GenBank genome assembly. Lineage: Eukaryota; Metazoa; Arthropoda; Ostracoda; Podocopida; Cyprididae.